Ruditapes philippinarum (Manila clam) is the source of this 3773-nucleotide messenger RNA. RefSeq lists its product as uncharacterized. Bases 97 to 1263 code for a protein of 388 amino acids. The transcript is spliced from 3 exons. The record is from RefSeq and is a predicted model, not a curated record. Lineage: Eukaryota; Metazoa; Mollusca; Bivalvia; Venerida; Veneridae.
CAUCAUUCGGAUGCCUCAGCUAUUAUCCAUAUUCAGAUUUGUUUACAAUUUUUUUGAUACUGAUUUUGUUAUUUCAACUGAAUUGCUGGUCUUACGAUGGCGGAAGAAACUUACCCUCCUUUCAAAAUAGCUAAAAUAGAAAUUUCAAAAACUAUAAGCAGGCGACAGCAUUUUCAACGAGUGCACAAGAAACUUUUGAAUCAUAAAGAUGUCAUUUUUGAAGCAUUACAGCAAUUAGAAUCUGACUGGGCGGGCUUUUGUUUUGUUAAAAUUCUGUUUUGUAAUGCUGAUGAAUCAUGCAAUUUUACUGAAGCAUACUGCAAAACGAUGAGGAAUGUUCAGGAAAAAAAUCCCGCUGGUCGACGAAUUGUAUGGAUACCAGAUUUAUUUGAUGUGGCAUUAUUGAAGAGCUUUCUUGAUAAUGAAGAUGUUGAGGAACAAAUAUUGGAUAAACAUUUGGUGGCUUUUGAAAAACUUGGACAAUUUUUAGACACUGUUGAAGAUACCAACAAAAUUUUACAGAAUGAACUGAAAAUUGAAUCAAUCAAGGAAGGACGAUGGGCAUCUAUAUUUGGAACUCAUGUGCUGAAAAUGCUUGCUGUAUAUGAUCAGAUGAAAAUAGAUUCAGGCUAUUGUGAGUUGUCUACGGAAUGUCCAUGUGGAUGUAAAAAGCCAAUUAACAUUGAUGACAAUAGCAUGGGUCAUGAGGAGGUUUGGCAUGGCAGUGUAGACAUUUUACUUGGUCCUACAUGUAUAGAAGUUUUCAAUUCUUACCAAGGAGAUGAAGAUGACUUUUUAGAAAGUAGCAAUUCUGCAUUUGAACGUAAAAGGGGAAAGCUGGAAAAUUCACAGAAUCAACUGAUUUCAGAAAGUAUAACAUUUGCUUUUGCAAUGAGGGGUGGCGUUGUUCCCUUGAUAGGAAUAUCAAAAUCAAGCUUUAUCAUAUAUAUGUAUGAUCCAGAUGAUGAUUUACUGUAUGAAUCAACAAGUAUGCCAUUAUUUCUAGAUUCAGUGAAAGGGAGACAACUUCACUUUUCAUCUGUUGUUGCUUUGUGGAUUGCAAUUAAUCAUAGCUACUUCUUUAAAGGUGUGCAAGCGUCUCAUGUAGAAUUUGGUUACAAAGCCAAUUUACAAAAUUUUCUUGGAGAGGAGCAGCAUGAAAUUUAUCAAAAACAUAUAAGAAUGGGUGGUCUAAGGCAUGUUAACAGUAAUGUUGUUGAGUUUAAGGCUGGAAUGAAUAAAGGCAAGUUUAAGAGAUUUUAAAAUUUCAUUCAGAAAGUUUGCCAAAAUCUCCCCUGCCAUAUUAGAUAUAUGUGAUACAUAUAAAUUUUUAGUUUUCAAUAUCUGAAGGGGAAAUGUUAGCACAAUGAAUGUCAGUGCUUCCUAUUAUCCACAGUUUCAUGAAAUGUCAUAUCUCACCGUUGAGGGGUUUAAGAGUCGAUGACUUCUAAUCCAGUUACCUCUCUGGCAUGGGUUCGAUCCCAGGGAGAUGCUUUGGUAGUGUAGUACUGGUGUAACUCUCCAGGAAUGGUGGUUAGGAAACUACCCUCCUAUAUGACUGAAAUACUGUUGGGAAAAGGCGUAAAAUGAAACAAACAAACAAACAAAUGAAAUGUCGUGAGUUUUAUUAUGUCUUAAAGACUAUUUUUGAGAUGUUUUUUAUGUACAUCUGUUGAGCAAUGAAGACAUCCAUUCUGGUCUUAUAUCUUUGUAAGCUUUUGACGCUACCCAGAAAUUUUUGCUCUGAUGUCAAAGUGUAAAAGGGAUGCCCUAUGAGUAAGAAGAUACUUUAUGCAGUUUGUUUUGUGCUAAAGUCUGCAGGAGAUGUUGUUUUUUUUUAAGAUUAAAGUUAUAUGCCAAUCUUUAUUUUCUGUUACAACUUUGUGACUAUGGCAUAAGUUAUAUGCCGACCUUUUUUCUUUACAAUUUUAUAGCUAUUGCUUGUAUUUUAAUGAAACUUAAGAGGUACAAUUUGCAGCCUGUAUAUUAAAUGUGUAAAAAGGUUGUGAACAGCUGUACGUCAUACUUUGUUGUGCACAUCAAAAAAUAUGUUAGACUUUGUUAAUUCAAGAUUUCUUUACCAUUUUCUUGUAACAAUUUAUGAAAGGAUGUUAUGUUAUCCUUGUCAUAUUUUAAUGUAUUUUUGCAAAAUCACUGAUAAGAGGAGUGUGCUGAUAUAAAUGUUUCUUAAAGAAUCAUAUAUUGUUUUGCAUAUAGAAGCAGUUAUUAUUUUCACCAAGAGAAGUUUGCAUUGCUCUUUGUACAAUAAUUAUCUUAAAAUUUGAUUGUUUGGGUUUAUCCUUAUAAUCGUUAGUGCCCUUUAAACCCUGUUGUAAAGGUCAUGAAAUGUGUUGCUCUUAGGUUAUUUAAGAUUACAGGCUUUUAGCAACUUAAGUAACUACUGGUUAAAGCUAACCAAAAUUAACAUUAACUUUGUGUAGCACAGGUAUGUGUAUGAGUCAGGCCCAUUAAAAAAGGUCAAGGUCACUAAAGGGUUUAGUUAAACAGGAACCUUAAUCUAACCUGGCAUAUUGCUUCAGUUAUCUGCCCUUAACUUUUUAAAAGGAUAAUCUUGUGUAAAUUUAUAUGACCUCAAUUGUUAAACUAUAUUUGCAUGCUAUAAAAUGUUUGAACAUCCAUAUUCAUGCAGCAUACUUUUUUUCUGUUACUGAUAUUUGUGUAUUACAAAUUGCUGUUUUUGUGUCAUUUCUAGAAAACGACUUUUAAAUCCUUAAACAUGACCAUAUUCUGUAUGUUCUAAAAUUUUUGAAAGGGAUUUUAACCAAAAAAUUUAAUUUGGAAAUAUAUAUAUUUCAAUAUUUACUUUUUAGUGUUUAAAAAUGAUUGAUGUUAAAAUUAUGUUAAAAGGUUGUUAAUGAUUGUAAGUAACAUUUAUACAUGCAUAUUUAUACUAAUUUCCCCCACAACCAAAAAUUAGAUACAGGAACAAUGCAUUUAGGAGAAAAAUAUGAGAUGCACAUAUUUUAUUCAAAGGGUUAAUGCAGAACAGUGUUAUGGAACAAUUUAAGAUGGGAAUGAACUACUACAAGUUAAUAUUUUGUUAAAAUCUCUUACUAAAACAUGUGUUUAAUGAUGCUACAACCAUUUAUGUCGUACAGUAUAUUGAAAUACGAUUUCUGCUUUUUGCAUUUAGGGGGCUUUUCUUCUACGGAUACUCUUGUUGGUUCAUUAUUUAGUUGCAUCUUCUUAAAUUACCAAGAUUUUACUAUAUGUUAUGUAGUCAUGUUGAUUCUCCUCUCAAACCACAGAAAUGGCUUUAUAAUAGAAAGUUCUACAAACAUAUUUAAAAGAUUAUCAGAUGAUUCAGAUCUGAUAUUAAUCAGUGAACAUUGUAUAUAAUGAAGCAACAGGUCAUUUUAGUAAUGUAAGGACAUUAUGAGCUUUUGUUAUGACUUCAGCUAACUUGUUUGUUAGUGUAUAUAGACUUUAGAAUAACCAAUAUCCUUACUAUAUCCUUACUUGGGUAAAAAGGGUGUUAAAACAUAAAGAUACCAAUUUGACCUAGAAAGGUGAUUGGACAUACUAAGUAGUCCUAUUGUCAGGUCAAUCUGUUUAAGGUUAAUACUGCAUUUGCCAGACGAACGAAAUCUAUUUCUGUUUUGUAACUUCAGAACCUUAACACAGAACCUCCAAAUUUCAUAGAUCAAUGAUACUUGCACAGAUGAGCAGACUGAUCUGAUUCUGCACUGGUCCAGAUGCAUUAAUAGUUUUAAUAAUACUCUAGGUCAUAUGGGUCUGAACUGAUCAAACAU